Molecule: messenger RNA, 1770 nt
Organism: Corylus avellana
Lineage: Eukaryota; Viridiplantae; Streptophyta; Magnoliopsida; Fagales; Betulaceae
Product: F-box protein At3g56470
Molecular function (GO): protein binding
Source: RefSeq, a predicted model, not a curated record
UAGCAUUUAGGCAUACAGAUACAGCAGCAAUGUGUUUUGUUCGAGGUUGAUUGGUUUUUGUUUUCACCUCUCAGCGUGAGAACCGGUUUAGAAACAACCUGAAAAAGUGAAAAGGCAAACGCGUUUCGGUUUCGCAUAUUUUUCUCAGAAAGUACUACCUAUCCAUGCAUAGCAAGUGAUAGGAAAGAAGUAGUGUGAAACUAAUCUCACAGGUGCCCGUCUCACAGACCGUAUAAAUAGCAUCAUUAUUCAAGCCUUACGGCACAAGCAGUCAAGAAUAAACGGAUAUCAUAUCAAAUUGUGCCAUUUCACACUCGGACGAGCUCGCUCUCCCUCCACAGAUUUCGAUGCCAAGUUUAGCGAUCUCUGGAGAACAGGUACUUUGAAUUUGAUUGAGUGAAUUUUGGAGUAGUGAUUGGUCGUCAGCUGAGUUGGAUUGAGUGAAUUUUUUGAAGGAUAGUUCAAGAGAAACGGCAAUAAUGGUCAAUCGACGGAGGCAAAACAUGAUUGGUUUGGAGGGAAGUGGAACAGAAUGUAGGCAGUGGUCUGAUCUUCCCCUUGACGUUUUAAACGUAAUUGCUGAAGAACUUGAUCUUGUUGAUCAAAUACACUUUCGUGCUGUUUGUAAGAAUUGGCGACAAAUUCAGAUUGCUCAACCUAAUAAGAGACUUCCAUGGCUAUUGGGGCACAGUUGGGCAUUCGAUGGAAAUGUCUACAGUGUCUGUAGCUUCUACCGCCCUUCUGCCGACCGGCGUUACAUCGCUCGCAACAAAAUCGAGAGAGAAGAGUUUAAUGUUUUACAUGGUGCAGUCAUAUGUGCUUCAAAAUAUGGCUGGCUGCUUUUACAGAAAUCUAGCUUGUCAUUCUUCUACAAUCCUUAUACCAAAAGUAUAAUCAAACUACCUGAUCUUGACCUCAGCUUCAAUCGAACCACAUUCUCCUCAGCUCCAACUUCUCCUGAUUGUUUUUGCUUUGCCAUACAAAGUUCCAAAAACAGUGACAAGAUUUACCUAAGCACAUGUCGUCCUGGUGACUGCCAAUGGAGCACACUCAUGCUAGAUGGUUUUGAAAGGGCAGUUUAUGAUGUGGUUUACAGUAAUGGAACUUUUUAUUGUGUCUUUUCUGGAGGAGAGCUGGGGGCCUUUUGUGUUGCAGACCGUCAUUGGAGCUUGCUAACGAAUAGGGUCUGUGUUGCAGACCAUCAUUCAAGGGCUCAUAUGGUUGAGUCUAAGGGGCAGCUUUUGUUGGUGUGUCCAUCUAAGUUCUUCGAAGUUUUCAAAUUUGAUUGGUUAGCGAAGACUUGGCUGAAGAUAAAGACAUUGGGAUGUCAAGCAUUAUUUCUUGGCUGUACCUCAUUCCCAAUAUCAGCAGAAGGAGAGACUUCAGAUUUUGCAGAGAGGAUUUAUCAUCAUUUUGACAUUCACAGUUACUACUACUCGAUGGAGACUAAGCAGAGUCAUCGAUGUCCAUUUUAUCCAUGGGAUACUAAACGCGGGACUGAAAGAGUUUGGAUUCAACCUCCUGAGAUUUAGGUCCAAAUUGUUAGCCACUGAUAUGUAAGCAGGUUUAGCCAUUUAGCCAUCUUUCCUUGCUCGCAUUAAGAAAUGGAACAUUGUUUGCUCUCUGAUUUUCAAGUUUGAAAAAAAAAAGUGCUUGCUUAGGGCACUUGUCUGAGUUCUAUCACUAUGAACUGUGAAGUAUAACACUGUUUGCUGUUUGAUUUUGAAAUGCACUUGUUUGAGCUCUAUCGCUAAGAAGUUUAGAUGAUUU